Boeremia exigua is the source of this 1017-nucleotide messenger RNA. RefSeq lists its product as uncharacterized. The transcript has 3 exons. The coding region runs from base 142 to 867 and encodes 241 amino acids. Gene Ontology annotation, molecular function: protein binding. The record is from RefSeq and is a predicted model, not a curated record. NCBI's taxonomy places the organism in Eukaryota, Fungi, Ascomycota, Dothideomycetes, Pleosporales, Didymellaceae.
CACACUUCUGCGAUUCGAACACCGUUCUACUUCCCGGUCGCUCCUUCACUUUCACCGUGUCUGAUGUCAUAGCGCCUCAUAAAUUAGCACAGCCAGCGCCCAACCUUUCCACCUUCACCAACCUGCUCAAUUGACGUGGUCAUGGCUACAUCUACAACCGAUGGAGAGAAGAAGCCGUUUCGUGUUGAAGCAGCUGCGCGCGGAGGCAUUGUCACAAUCGUAGCCGGUUCCGAAGCCGUCAAGUACCUUGUUCACAAAGCCGUUCUCAUGGAACACUCGGCAUACUUUGAAAAAGCUCUGCAGGGCCCUUGGAAGGAGGCGGAAGAAGGUGUGGUCCGUCUAGAUGAUGUCGAACCUGAGAUCUUCGGCGUCUUCGUUGACUGGAUCUACUCUCAGAGAGUCUCUCAGCUGGGUCUUGAGACUGAGUAUUUAGGCAUAUCAUACAGGAAGCACUUUCAGAUGACGUGGUUGAAGGCCUGCAUUUUGGGCGAUCGCCUCCUCGCUCCUAUGUUUGUCCAGGCUUUCCGGUACGAUCUUGUUCACCACCUCGUGAAUCAUCAAUCCGUGCUCUACGACACGAUCAUCUACGGCUUUAGUAACCUUGCGGCUGGCGACCCGUUACUGCGGAUGGUGACCGACGUCCACAUUUACGAUAUUGUCGAGGGCAGCGCCCACGAUGAUCAAGAGCUGCGAAUGUAUUUGCCCAUGAGAUUCUUACUCGCGAUCAAAGACAAGUUCGCAAUAGUGUUGGAUACGCAGGAAGACGUAUGCAACUUGGACACAUGUGAUUAUCACGGUCAUACCUCUGAGGAGGAGCGAAAGAAGUGCAAAAAGCGCCUAGAAGAUAGUCGACGCGAGUGUUGUUAGGAGCACUUCCCGGCAGAAACAGAGAUUGCAAAGCGAGAUGGGAAGGCAGGACACAGUGAGCUACAGGCAUCGACUAGCCUGACAUGAGCAUCGUGAGCCAGUGGAUACAGUUCACAAACAUCCGAUAGCAAUACAACGAUUGCAAGAAUA